AUGCUGCUGGGGGAGGGGGGGGCAAAAGCUGUAGGGGAAGGCCAAGACUGCAGGGGAAGGCCAAGACUGCAGGGGAAGGCCAAGAGUGCAGGUCAAGGCCAAGAGUGCAGGUCAAGGCCAAGAGUGCGGGGGAAGGCCAAGAGUGCGGGGGAAGGCCAAGAGUGCGGGGGAAGGCCAAGAGUGCGGGGGAAGGCCAAGAGUGCGGGGGAAGGCCAAGAGUGCGGGGGAAGGCCAAGAGUGCGGGGGAAGGCCAAGAGUGCGGGGGAAGGCCAAGAGUGCGGGGGAAGGCCAAGAGUGCGGGGGAAGGCCAAGAGUGCGGGGGAAGGCCAAGAGUGCGGGGGAAGGCCAAGAGUGCGGGGGAAGGCCAAGAGUGCGGGGGAAGGCCAAGAGUGCGGGGGAAGGCCAAGAGUGCGGGGGAAGGCCAAGAGUGCGGGGGAAGGCCAAGAGUGCGGGGGAAGGCCAAGAGUGCGGGGGAAGGCCAAGAGUGCGGGGGAAGGCCAAGAGUGCGGGGGAAGGCCAAGAGUGCGGGGGAAGGCCAAGAGUGCGGGGGAAGGCCAAGAGUGCGGGGGAAGGCCAAGAGUGCGGGGGAAGGCCAAGAGUGCGGGGGAAGGCCAAGAGUGCGGGGGAAGGCCAAGAGUGCGGGGGAAGGCCAAGAGUGCGGGGGAAGGCCAAGAGUGCGGGGGAAGGCCAAGAGUGCGGGGGAAGGCCAAGAGUGCGGGGGAAGGCCAAGAGUGCGGGGGAAGGCCAAGAGUGCAGGGGAAGGCCAAGAGUGCAGGGGAAGGCCAAGAGUGCAGGGGAAGGCCAAGAGUGCAGGGGAAGGCCAAGAGUGCAGGGGAAGGCCAAGAGUGCAGGGGAAGGCCAAGAGUGCAGGGGAAGGCCAAGAGUGCAGGGGAAGGCCAAGAGUGCAGGGGAAGGCCAAGAGUGCAGGGGAAGGCCAAGAGUGCAGGGGAAGGCCAAGAGUGCAGGGGAAGGCCAAGAGUGCAGGGGAAGGCCAAGAGUGCAGGGGAAGGCCAAGAGUGCAGGGGAAGGCCAAGAGUGCAGGGGAAGGCCAAGAGUGCAGGGGAAGGCCAAGAGUGCAGGGGAAGGCCAAGAGUGCAGGGGAAGGCCAAGAGUGCAGGGGAAGGCCAAGAGUGCAGGGGAAGGCCAAGAGUGCAGGGGAAGGCCAAGAGUGCAGGGGAAGGCCAAGAGUGCAGGGGAAGGCCAAGAGUGCAGGGGAAGGCCAAGAGUGCAGGGGAAGGCCAAGAGUGCAGGGGAAGGCCAAGAGUGCAGGGGAAGGCCAAGAGUGCAGGGGAAGGCCAAGAGUGCAGGGGAAGGCCAAGAGUGCAGGGGAAGGCCAAGAGUGCAGGGGAAGGCCAAGAGUGCAGGGGAAGGCCAAGAGUGCAGGGGAAGGCCAAGAGUGCAGGGGAAGGCCAAGAGUGCAGGGGAAGGCCAAGAGUGCAGGGGAAGGCCAAGAGUGCAGGGGAGGGCCAAGAGUGCAGGGGAGGGCCAAGAGUGCAGGGGAGGGCCAAGAGUGCAGGGGAGGGCCAAGAGUGCAGGGGAGGGCCAAGAGUGCAGGGGAGGGCCAAGAGUGCAGGGGAGGGCCAAGAGUGCAGGGGAGGGCCAAGAGUGCAGGGGAGGGCCAAGAGUGCAGGGGAGGGCCAAGACUGGAGGGGAGGGCCAAGACUGGAGGGGAGGGCCAAGACUGGAGGGGAGGGCCAAGACUGCAGGGGAGGGCCAAGACUGCAGGGGAGGGCCAAGACUGCAGGGGAGGGCCAAGACUGCAGGGGAAGGCCAAGACUGCAGGGGAAGGCCAAGACUGCAGGGGAAGGCCAAGACUGCAGCGGAAGGCCAAGACUGCAGCGGAAGGCCAAGACUGCAGCGGAAGGCCAAGACUGCAGCGGAAGGCCAAGACUGCAGGGGAAGGCCAAGACUGCAGCGGAAGGCCAAGACUGCAGGGGAAGGCCAAGACUGCAGGGGAAGGCCAAGACUGCAGGGGAAGGCCAAGACUGCAGGGGAAGGCCAAGACUGCAGGGGAAGGCCAAGACUGCAGGGGAAGGCCAAGACUGCAGCGGAAGGCCAAGAGUGCAGGGGAAGGCCAAGAGUGCAGGGGAAGGCCAAGAGUGCAGGGGAAGGCCAAGAGUGCAGGGGAAGGCCAAGAGUGCAGGGGAAGGCCAAGAGUGCAGGGGAAGGCCAAGAGUGCAGGGGAAGGCCAAGAGUGCAGGGGAAGGCCAAGAGUGCAGGGGAAGGCCAAGAGUGCAGGGGAAGGCCAAGAGUGCAGGGGAAGGCCAAGAGUGCAGGGGAAGGCCAAGAGUGCAGGGGAAGGCCAAGAGUGCAGGGGAAGGCCAAGAGUGCAGGGGAAGGCCAAGAGUGCAGGGGAAGGCCAAGAGUGCAGGGGAAGGCCAAGAGUGCAGGGGAAGGCCAAGAGUGCAGGGGAAGGCCAAGAGUGCAGGGGAAGGCCAAGAGUGCAGGGGAAGGCCAAGAGUGCAGGGGAAGGCCAAGAGUGCAGGGGAAGGCCAAGAGUGCAGGGGAAGGCCAAGAGUGCAGGGGAAGGCCAAGAGUGCAGGGGAAGGCCAAGAGUGCAGGGGAAGGCCAAGAGUGCAGGGGAAGGCCAAGAGUGCAGGGGAAGGCCAAGAGUGCAGGGGAAGGCCAAGAGUGCAGGGGAAGGCCAAGAGUGCAGGGGAAGGCCAAGAGUGCAGGGGAAGGCCAAGAGUGCAGGGGAAGGCCAAGAGUGCAGGGGAAGGCCAAGAGUGCAGGGGAAGGCCAAGAGUGCAGGGGAAGGCCAAGAGUGCAGGGGAAGGCCAAGAGUGCAGGGGAAGGCCAAGAGUGCAGGGGAAGGCCAAGAGUGCAGGGGAAGGCCAAGAGUGCAGGGGAAGGCCAAGAGUGCAGGGGAAGGCCAAGAGUGCAGGGGAAGGCCAAGAGUGCAGGGGAAGGCCAAGAGUGCAGGGGAAGGCCAAGAGUGCAGGGGAAGGCCAAGAGUGCAGGGGAAGGCCAAGAGUGCAGGGGAAGGCCAAGAGUGCAGGGGAAGGCCAAGAGUGCAGGGGAAGGCCAAGAGUGCAGGGGGGAAGGCCAAGAGUGCAGGGGAAGGCCAAGAGUGCAGGGGAAGGCCAAGAGUGCAGGGGAAGGCCAAGAGUGCAGGGGAAGGCCAAGAGUGCAGGGGAAGGCCAAGAGUGCAGGGGAAGGCCAAGAGUGCAGGGGAAGGCCAAGAGUGCAGGGGAAGGCCAAGAGUGCAGGGGAAGGCCAAGAGUGCAGGGGAAGGCCAAGAGUGCAGGGGAAGGCCAAGAGUGCAGGGGAAGGCCAAGAGUGCAGGGGAAGGCCAAGAGUGCAGGGGAAGGCCAAGAGUGCAGGGGAAGGCCAAGAGUGCAGGGGAAGGCCAAGAGUGCAGGGGAAGGCCAAGAGUGCAGGGGAAGGCCAAGAGUGCAGGGGAAGGCCAAGAGUGCAGGGGAAGGCCAAGAGUGCAGGGGAAGGCCAAGAGUGCAGGGGAAGGCCAAGAGUGCAGGGGAAGGCCAAGAGUGCAGGGGAAGGCCAAGAGUGCAGGGGAAGGCCAAGAGUGCAGGGGAAGGCCAAGAGUGCAGGGGAAGGCCAAGAGUGCAGGGGAAGGCCAAGAGUGCAGGGGAAGGCCAAGAGUGCAGGGGAAGGCCAAGAGUGCAGGGGAAGGCCAAGAGUGCAGGGGAAGGCCAAGAGUGCAGGGGAAGGCCAAGAGUGCAGGGGAAGGCCAAGAGUGCAGGGGAAGGCCAAGAGUGCAGGGGAAGGCCAAGAGUGCAGGGGAAGGCCAAGAGUGCAGGGGAAGGCCAAGAGUGCAGGGGAAGGCCAAGAGUGCAGGGGAAGGCCAAGAGUGCAGGGAAGGCCAAGAGUGCAGGGGAAGGCCAAGAGUGCAGGGGAAGGCCAAGAGUGCAGGGGAAGGCCAAGAGUGCAGGGGAAGGCCAAGAGUGCAGGGGAAGGCCAAGAGUGCAGGGGAAGGCCAAGAGUGCAGGGGAAGGCCAAGAGUGCAGGGGAAGGCCAAGAGUGCAGGGGAAGGCCAAGAGUGCAGGGGAAGGCCAAGAGUGCAGGGGAAGGCCAAGAGUGCAGGGGAAGGCCAAGAGUGCAGGGGAAGGCCAAGAGUGCAGGGGAAGGCCAAGAGUGCAGGGGAAGGCAAGAGUGCAGGGGAAGGCCAAGAGUGCAGGGGAAGGCCAAGACUGCAGGGGAAGGCCAAGACUGCAGGGGAAGGCCAAGACUGCAGGGGAAGGCCAAGACUGCAGGGGAAGGCCAAGACUGCAGGGGAAGGCCAAGACUGCAGGGGAAGGCCAAGACUGCAGGGGAAGGCCAAGACUGCAGGGAGCCAAGACGCAGGGAAGGCCAAGACUGCAGGGGAAGGCCAAGACUGCAGGGGAAGGCCAAGACUGCAGGGGAAGGCCAAGACUGUAG
Schistocerca gregaria is the source of this 4380-nucleotide messenger RNA. RefSeq lists its product as uncharacterized. The coding region runs from base 1 to 4380 and encodes 1459 amino acids. The record is from RefSeq and is a predicted model, not a curated record. Lineage: Eukaryota; Metazoa; Arthropoda; Insecta; Orthoptera; Acrididae. The transcript has a single exon.